Cylindrotheca closterium is the source of this 585-nucleotide messenger RNA. The record is from the annotation of a GenBank genome assembly. NCBI's taxonomy places the organism in Eukaryota, Bacillariophyta, Bacillariophyceae, Bacillariales, Bacillariaceae.
AUGACCGCGUCUGAGCGAAAGAAGGCCCAAUCAGCGAUGAUGUUACUUGCGGAAAAGCAAUUCGAAAAGACAAUUAAAGGUCGCCUAGUAUACCAAGGCGAUGGAACUCAUGAAUGGUUAUCGCGAGAGGACACUGCAAGUCCAACUGCUUUGCAAGAAGCAAUCACCACUACUUGUGUUAUUGAUGCAGAUAUAAUGACGAUGGAAGUGCCUAACGCUUUCAUUCAAACUUAUAUGCCUGAAGCCAAGGAAAGAGAAGAUCGUAUCUACAUGAAAAUCACUGGCAUGAUGGUCCAGAUAUUGAUUGACAUGGCCCCAGAGUAUUGUUAUUUGGAGGCAAAGGGAUUUGUUUUCAAUCCGUAUGACCCGUGUGUUGCUAAGAAAGUUGUUGAUGAAAAGCAGCAAACUAUCAGAUUUCAUGUUGACGAUCUUAUGUCAAGUCACAUGGAUCCGAAAGUAAAUGACAAAUUUGCUGAGAUAUGGUUUGAUCAAGGCAUGUACAAUCGUCAGAGGAAAGAUACACAGAUAUCUUGGAACAACUUUGGAUUUCUUGAUGAAAGGAAAACUCAAGAUCCGCAUGGAUGA